CCCAAGGAGACAGGAAUUCGGCCGAGAUAAUAAUAAUAAUAGUAAUCGUGCAGGAUUGUGGCGAAGUUGAUCAGCGGGCUGCUGUUGUCAGUCGCCGCACUGGCUCACACAGCGGGGUCUCCUCUGUAUCUCUGCUGGAUCUGGACUCUUGGACGCUUUAGGAAACCUGCCCCCCCCGCCCCCCCCUUUCUUUCUCCGACUGUUUGAGCUGCUCAGCGUUGUUUUAACUGGUGAGGAAGUGGAUAGUACACGUGUGGGUCCCCGCUUAAAGAACGCUCGCCGUUUGGCAGUACAAUGAAGACCAGAAGAGUAGCGAAUGACCUCCUCUGAGGCAGAGACCUUCAGACAUGCCACUCCACCGACACAAUGACAUGAAACUGAGUGAAACUUUCACAUUAUUUUGACAAAGAGAUUGUUUAAAUCUCAGUUAUUAUAUGCCGACCUUUUCGACCCUGAGAAAGCAAAUGACAAGUAGCUGUUUGUGAUUUGAGUCACCGAGGAUGGCUAUAUUGCGUGGCAUCCAGUGACUAGACUUCAGCUGCUAUAUUAGUAGCCUGAUCGAAUGAUUGAAGGCAGAUAGUGUUUUCAACUUGCCAACAAGGACGCAUCAGACAUCUCUAGAUGUACAGCUGCAGAUAGCAGUAGUUAUAGAUACUUUUUGAGCUUAUGAGAGGCCACCUAGACAGGGUAGUUUAAUUCAUACCAUGAAUCCCAGAGACAGUGUGGACGUAAUGGAGACUCAGGCAGGAGGUCAGAAGGAGAAGUUGAGCGUAGACAAAGCCAACCCUAAAAAUGAGAUGGAGGCCGAGGACGACAAAACUCCUGGGAGUUACGACUGCAACAUCUGUGGACGCAGCUUUCCUUUCCUUAGCUCUUUGUCGCAGCAUAUGAGACGCCACACGGGUGCACGCCCUUACAAAUGCCCCUACUGUGACCACAGAGCCUCGCAGAAGGGCAACCUCAAAGUCCACAUUCGCAGUCACAAGCUGGGCACGCUGUCUAGUCACCACUCCAAUGAGGAUGAAGAGGGUGCUGCUGAGGAGGAGGAGAUGAGGGUUUCAGAGGGUCUCGAUGGAGGCACCAGCCCAACCAAGAGCAGCUCUGCCUGUAACCGGAUGAUAAAUGGGGAUGGCGGUGAGGAAACCCGUAGGAAAGUCCCUGUGAGGAGCAUGAAAAGGGAAAAGUCCGUCACUGAGCAGCGGCCUUACUGUUGCCGUUUGUGCGGCUACGAGGCCCAGCGGGAAGACCAGCUCCUCAGCCACAUUGAGAAGGUCCACAUAACAGCAGACACAGAAGAGGAGACCGCUGUCAAGGAGGAGGCUGCGACCGAAGCUGACAUCAUCCAGCCCCAGAGUGACGGGACCUUCCCUUGUGAGACUUGUGGUCAGGUCUUCUCCCAAUCCUGGUUCUUGAAGUCACAUAUGAAGAAACACGCGGGGAUCCUGGAUCACUGCUGUCGCAUCUGUGGGAGACGUUUCCGCGAAGCGUGGUUUCUCAAAUCUCACAUGAAAACACACAACACCAAAUCUAGGUCACGGUCAAAAGCAGAGUCAACUGAGCAUCCAGCCACCAUCAAUGAUGUAGCCCAGGAUCCUGAUAUUGUUACUGGCUCCAUUACUUCUGUCUACCAAAUGUGCUCCAAAUGUGGAAACCUGUUUCACAACAGAGAGAGCCUAAGAGCCCAUGAUAAAGUUCACAGUCUCGGCUAUAGCAGGAAGUCCCCAAGCCAAGGGAGGCCCAAUGAUGAUGAGGACUCCCCAGCUGCUAAGAAACGUUUCCUUGACUACUUAAACCUCCAGCCUUUUGAGGGAAAGAGCCAGGAUGAAGAGGAGGAAAGUGAGGAAAAGAUAAUAGGUCAAAGAAUCCCAGAGCUAGAUCCAGUUUGCAGCUACCAGGCCUGGCAAUUAGCCACUAAAGGAAGGGUUGUGGAGCCAGUGGAGUCUAGUUACAAGGCCUCUUGCGGGGCAGGAAGUAUCGGAGAGGAAGCCCUAGCCGGUGCUGCUGUGGUUUUUGAGAAGGAGAGCAGCCGUUAUGUCCUGCAAGGUCAAGAGAAACGCAGUUCGGGCAGACGCAGCAGCUCCGGUUUGGGAAGCCACACCUCUUCAGGGGACCGGACACCAGACAGCCUCAGUGAUUCCGAGUACCGGCCUUCGUCUCGUCAGGACAGAAGGCGCCCAUCCCAGUCGCAAGCUUCUUCCUGCAAGUCCAACGAGUGCUUUGAGUGUGGCAAGGUGUUCCGCAGCCGUCACCAGAUGAUCGUCCACCAGCGGGUUCACAGGAAGGAUGGAGGCAGGGCCUCUGUUGGAGACAAGGAAAGAAGCGCAAGAGAUGAGCGAUGGGGCUCCACCAGUGACCCAGAGUCAGGCUCUCCCAGCUGGCCCAGCACCCCGGGAUAUGGAGAUUCUCCACCAGCUUCCACCCUUGGAGACCAGGCCUCAGAGAUGGGUACUGCAAACUCUGGAGAGCUUUCAGAUGAGAAGCCUUACAUCUGCAGCAUGUGUGACUUUGUCGCCACAGAUUCACAGGCCUAUUUAACUCAUGUCCGUGUCCAACAUCCACCUGCCUCCAAAGAUAGAUCCAGCACCAUUCCCAGUCCCAGCUCGGACAGAGGAACUCCCAGCAGUAAUAUCAAACUUAAGAAAGCACUUCUUCAUGGAGUAAACAACUCUACAUCCCCUCCUGGCUACCGUUCAGCUCAGUCCACUGCACUCGAUCCCAGCGUAGCACCUUUGGAUCUAUGUGUCAGGGCUGAGGGCAUCAGGGGUAUAGCCUCUUUAGCCUUGGACAAGAAAAGCCUCCCUAGCCACAAGUGCUCCUUCUGCUCUCACUCCACCCGCUACCCCGAGGUGCUCUGGAUGCACCAGACUGUGGCUCACCGCAUUAAUGGCAAUAGUUCCAAUCUGGCUCCUAAAUGGGCUCUUAAAACCAACUCAAAAGGCUCCAAGGACAGUUCGUUAUCCUCUAGGAGACGCACAGGACCUCCACCUUUCCUGGAAGGGAAGGAGUGUCAGCCUCUCCCUUCGCUGAUGCGCACCCAGCGCACACGGCCUCCAGCGUGCUCUAGCGAGGCUCUAAAAAAGAGCAAGCCAGCCAGUUAUUCAGCCACACCAUCAUCAUCUUCUGCCCCCUGCGCCUCAUCCUCAAGGGGCCCCUCUUCUAGCUUGGGCGCAAGAGUCCCAGCACGGCCAGGCAGCAGCAACAUCAGACCCACGGAGGACCACACUCAUCAGUCACGCUUCAGACCCAAAGUGGAAGUGUACCCGCGGGGAAGCUCGCUGUCAUCCUCCAGCUCCUUGGAGAAGAACACUGGCACCCCUUCACGCCCCUCAGCCCCAACUGCCGGCUCCGCUACAUCUUCCAGAGCUGACCGCUACUUGUUGCCCCAAGAAGGACUGGGUUUCAUGCUGUCUAGCAAACACGGCCUAGCAGAGUACAGUCGAGCUAGGGGCACCCCUCAUCAGCAGCUUCCUAAUCCUCACAGCCAGGUUCGGGCUAACGCUACGAGGCCCAGCACCAUUACCCAUAGUUCAACUGCAGGACCCAACUUUGGUGCCUCGCAGGCGCAGGGUGGCGCUUUUCAGAAUUCCUCCUGUCCCUCCUCAUCCUCUUCUUCAUUACCUUCAGAGGCUCGCGGGGAGGUAAAGCAGGAGCCGAUUACAGAGACACCAGAGACGCCAAGUGACGUCCUCGGCUUCCUCAAAAACUACAGCCCUCAUGAAUUUGCUACCCUGUACCACCGCUGGGGUGCAGCCAAUGCCCUCAUGGAUCCUACUGGGAUGCUGAGGUCUCUCAUGCGGCAGGGACAGUAUUUCUGCAAUGAGUGUGGGAAGAGUUUCAGCCAGCCCAGCCACCUGCGAACUCAUAUGAGAUCCCAUACAGGGGAAAGGCCAUUCUGUUGCCAACUCUGCCCAUACCGAGCCUCUCAGAAAGGGAACUUAAAGACACAUGUCCAGAGUGUCCACCAUAUGCCUUUUGACAACAGCCAGUACCAAGACAGGAGGAGCUUGUUACUGAGCCAGGGGGAGCGAGGAGGACUGGCUGCCAAACACCCACCAAACCCACAACAGCAACAGUAAACCUUCAGCUGAUCUGAUCACAACCUGGACCAGCUUCUUACACAAUCCCAAAGCCCUGUCACCGUUCCUGAAAUUCCCAGAUCUAGACACAAAAACCUACGACUAACAGUUCACUUUUUGAGCCUUUCCUCUUCACCGUCACCCUUUAAUGAUGUAGAAUUUUCUACAUUGAAGGUUAUUGUAGUUUUUUUUGUUGGUUUUUUUUACUGUAAAGAAGCGUGUUCAAGUUGUGCUAGAAAAUUUCAAAAUCACAAAGACGGCCCGGAGCAGAAAAAGUCUUUUUAAUAGAAAUGACUUCUGAUGGAAAUCUGCUUUAAGAAGCUGCGUGGGUCAGGUGUGCACACCUCUCACCAUAGAAGAAGUGAAGAGUGAAAUGCAAAGUUUCUCUUUGGCAGGGAGGCUGGACUCACCAACAUUCAGUCUUUUGCUUCAUUGGGUCUUCUUUAUCACGAAGGUUGGCGUGUGACCUUUAAAUGAUUUCUGAUCACGGGAGCCCUGAAAAUUCGAUGAGUUGCCUCUUGCUGCCAUUUUUGGAGGUACCAACAAGUAAAGUACCAGCUGCUUUACAGGAGAAGGAAAGUAAAUAAGGAGAGAAACUGAACUCAGAUGCAACUGCUGGCAUUGUGAUCGAGGACUGUGGCAUUGCAUGGUUGCUGUAGAUGCCCCCACAAACCCUUUUUUUAAAUUUUUUAUUUUUUUUGUUCUUUUAAGCUUUAUUGUACGUGAGAUUUUGUGCAUUUCUCAGGACACUGACCAUCAACACACAGCAAGAGAAGAAAGAAGCUCUACGGUUCAUCGACAACCAGCUGGCACAUAGCAAGUUUGUCUCCUGUGGGCUCUGACUCAGAAGACUUGCAUCUUUCUGUCAGCGUGUGUGUGUGUGCAUGUGUGUGUGUGCGCGUGUUUAGGUGUGCUAAACUCACUCCCCUUCAGUCGACAGUGUAAUGGUGGGAGUGCGGUGACCAUUCUAGAGCUAGUGAUUAGAAAGAGAGAGAAAGAUGGAGAGAGGUAGGAUAAGAAAGGGACAAAAAAGAGAGGGAACAGUAAUGGAGGUGUAUGCUCAUAAAAAAGGCAAUAUAAAUGAGCAUACCAUUUUUAUGGCCCUUCAAUUAUUGUCCAUUUAAGAGGAAGGGACUGAGUGGAGUUUUCCUCAGUAACUCGUUCGUAUUAGAGUGUCACCAUCUCAGACUAUUUGGGCUUUAAAUGAGGCGGACUCCACUAAAGCAGGAAGAAAGUGGCAGGAAGAAGUCGGCUCCAGAUUGCAAAGAAAAAUACGGUGCUGAUCAUGUUAGGGGGAAGAAAUGCAUCCUAAGAUUUCCCAUUGCUAAAGAGCAGUUCUGAACUUUUGACCGCGCUGUCUCUUAAAAAUUUCAUGAUGUCAUCUUAUGCUGGAUUUAGAAAGCAUAAAUCUUUUGCCUUACAUAAACGGUAAUGGCUGAAAAUUUAUGCUGUCUGUUUUCUAUCUGGAAUCCACUAUGAUGCUUUGAUUUUUAAAAAAUAAAUGCAUCUUGUGCCCAACAACCCGGCAUGAGCAUGUCACCGGAAACAAACAGUCAUACAGAAAAAUGACACAAAAUUACCAGCCGCCUGUCAAUUGAACGUUUUCGAUUGAAUGACAGUCCUUUACUUAAUGAGUCAACUUCAGUUUUUUGAAUAUAUUUUUUGAGAGGAAAUGGUUUGAGUUGCAAGACUUAAAAAGGAUGUUAUGGAAGUAACAUAGGUAACGAUGGGCUACAUUACACAAAAAUACAAAACUGUGAUAAGGAGCCUUGUAAAUAGCUCAUGCACUAAGCAUGUUGGUAUUAACACUGCAGCCAGGAAGUAGGAGAAUAUUUGGCCCCUAAUUCCACCUUUUACCCCCUUGUUGAUUCAAAACCCAUAGGCAGGCUGAAUACCAUCUAAGGGCCCCAUUAUACCCGUCAAGUGGCGCCUGACGAACGCAGAGUUGACGCCAAAUUGACUUCGCAUCCACUGUUGCAAGCCUUCGUUCCUGCCCGUAUGCGCCUCUAAGUUUCGGAAACCUGGAAUGUUGUGCAGCUGCCGCCGCAGCUGGAUUGGAGACAGCAUCCUGUUGGAUUUUACCGCUGUUUUAACGAUAUGUCGGCACAGAAGCUCAGAGAUUAUACAGAGAGAUUUUGCAAAUGUCUGAAAGGAUAAGACUUAAAAAUAAACAAAACAAAAACAGCUAUUUCUUUGCAUCUGAUUUUGACAUCAUCUCCUAUUUGUGCUGUAGUUGAGCUACUAGCUGACACCUAUUAUUCAGCGGGUACAUGCACUGUAACAGCAAGCUGUGUGAUGGCACAGCUUGCCAAGCGACCAACUCGACGUCUAUGAUGGGGCCUUAAUAACUGAAGAAAGCAGCAGUGCAAGUGCAUUCUUUUUUUUUUUUCCCUUUGCAAAGUAGUGUGACCGUUCUUAAACUUGUUCAGAUGUUCAAAAUCACGACUAGGCCUGCCGUUUCUUCCUGUCCCCAGUCUUCGUACUAAGUCCCCGGCCAUUCUUAGUGGACAGAUGUGACCGUGAUGUUGAUCUUCUCGUGUUAGGAUUUAAAGCUGUGCCUUUAAUGGUUUUAUUUUAAAGAUAAAGUGGGCACAUAAUGAAACGUAUCCACCAUCCUGUAUAACAGCGUGUUUAUUGGACCGACAAUGCAGAGCUGAUUAGGUUACCAGAACAUUUAAGCAGACUAAUGAGCCUGUCCCCUGGGCUGUCAGUCUGAUUCUUUGAAUGGUGAUGUGAAGCUUUGCAUUCGAGGGGGUCAGAGAAAGAGUAGGCAGAGGUGAGGAGGUCAGCCUAUCAGAGAGUUCAUGAGUAAAUACACAAGGUGGAGACAUUGAAUUGUAGAGCUGUCACAGCCUUAACACAGGUGUGUGUGUGUGAGUGUGUGCGUGCAUUUCAAACCUCUUUAUACUGUAUUAGAGGUUGACUAAACUUCCCGUGUACUACAGCCUCCGUCUUGAUGCUUUCUAUAUUAUCCUACCUCCUGUAAUGAAAGCAUGCUAAAAUUUAUUGGCUGAUGUCAAGCAGGGCUGUUUGUUUUACUUGUCCUUCACCCUUAAAAUAGCCCCCAGGAUUGAAUACGCCAUGCCCAGCAUGUUAGGGAAGAGGAGAAGUAAAGCGAAGCAGCUCAAGACUCUGAAGAAGAGUAAAGCAGUCGGUUUCUCUGAUUCAAAAUUCACACCAGUUGUAGAUGACGGAGCUUACAGAGUACUGUAUUUGCCAUCUAUUUUGAGACCUCAGUAGUUUUUACGCAAAUGUGUGAUGAAACAGUUGUUAUGCCAUCGGGUUGUUUAGUUAUGCAUACAAUAUUGUGUGCUUGAAUCGGACUAAUAAUGCACAAACGUGUAUGUUGAAGGUGUGGUUAGUGAAAAUACUUGAAAUGGAUUCUCUAGCCUUUGAGGUAGGGUAGUACUAAUACCAAUGUUGUACAAAAGUCCCUUUAAAAUAAAUUCCUCAGCUAUGAAUUUGUACUCCGAAGUGUGACUUAGAAAAACUAUGAAGCAGGAGUAAGUGUAAUAUAAAGUGUAUAUCUCUAAUCUCUUAAACUCUUACCAAACCCUUUAUAUACAGCAGUAGAAACCAAAUGGCAUUACUAGUGCACUUAGACUAGGUUAGUGCUUUAACCAUUCUUAUUUUGUCCAGUUCUAGCUAAGGUUUCUUUGAGAAUGUCUUUUUAACGGUGCCGGCUAACACACUUCAGCGCAAUUUCUGGUUUAGACUUUUCGUUUCUUUUCUUUUUUGGGGCUUUUAUUUUGUUAGAAUGAUUCUAUAGAUAUGAAUGCAAAAUGAUUUGUUCUGUGACUGCUGUGUGGUACAGCUUUUUAGCUACGUUUCCUCAAGGGAGGGUUGAUAAUGCUAGGCGCAGCAGUGCUUAUUUUUUCAUAAAGAUGUAAAAGUGUGUUUUUAGUCUAUUUGCUAAACUGUAGGAUUUGUUGAGUAGCUAGUCAUGGUUUGCCCUCCCAGAGGGGCUGGCAGGUGUUGUUUCUUUUUUCUCUUUGGUUGGGUUUUUUUUCAUGCCUCUUAAGUUGUAUUAUUUGUGUCCGUAUUCAUAUUUUUUUUUUUAAUUUGUUAUGAACUCGAUGAUUAAUUUACCUUAGAAGACAUUAUUAUUCCAGAUGUAUUUGGUUGAUAUCUGUAUUUAUUAUCACUUCAAAACAGGAUAAGAGGACAGAAGCAGACAGGAGUGUUUGUUUUAAUUAGAUUUUUCCGGGUUGUUUUUAUACUGUGUAGUUUUCAAGCCAGCAAGCCGAUGUGAAAGCUCUACCUCGUCUGAGCCAUUCUCAGUUCUGUUAUACUUUUGUACAUCAUUUCAAAAAGAUGUAAUGUCAUGUCCACAAUAAAGACACACAAA
This is a messenger RNA of Pelmatolapia mariae (spotted tilapia), 8424 nucleotides long. RefSeq names its product zinc finger protein 516. The coding region runs from base 705 to 4076 and encodes 1123 amino acids. Gene Ontology annotation, molecular function: DNA-binding transcription factor activity, RNA polymerase II-specific; RNA polymerase II cis-regulatory region sequence-specific DNA binding. Gene Ontology annotation, biological process: regulation of DNA-templated transcription. The transcript is spliced from 5 exons. The record is from RefSeq and is a predicted model, not a curated record. NCBI's taxonomy places the organism in Eukaryota, Metazoa, Chordata, Actinopteri, Cichliformes, Cichlidae. Gene Ontology annotation, cellular component: nucleus.